GUCGUCGAUGUACCCGUGAUGCUGUUCACUGGCACGCUCCGAGUGCGGGUUCUUGAGGCUCGAGGUCUUCGACCAACUGAAUGGUCCCGUCGAUUCAGUCAGAACGAAACGGUAACCGCUUUUCGGUGCGGUCUUGAGGCCGCAUUAGAUGCGUAUGUGAACGUGGACUGGGACGAGUAUCAUGUCGGCAAAACGCAAGUUCGGCCGAAAACCAACGAACCCCGCUGGAACGAGGAGUUCAGCGCGAAUGACGUGCACUCUGGUCGCGCCAUCGGCUUCACAGUGUUUCAUAACUGUGUGAUGCCACCCGACGAUUUUGUGGCGAACACUAGGAUAACAUUCGACGAUCUCAAAAUAGGAAGCACUAAUGACAUUUGGGUUAGUCAUAGAGUUUUUACUUAUAAUUUGCUUUCAAAUGCUCCAUGUUAG
Messenger RNA from Angiostrongylus costaricensis, 429 nucleotides. NCBI's taxonomy places the organism in Eukaryota, Metazoa, Nematoda, Chromadorea, Rhabditida, Metastrongylidae. The record is from the annotation of a GenBank genome assembly.